AUGGAAAUCAAACCGCCUCGACUCGGUUCACCUGUGUCCGUAGCUCCCUGUCAUGGCAAUGGUGCUGGGCAGGUCUUUGCCAUCACUGGUCGCGGUGAGAUUACUUCCUCGACUGGCUGUCUCCAGGCUCAACGUCGCAAAGAAGUCCUUUAUAGUAAGGAAUGCACCGGUGCUGGAGGCAUUCAGGAAUUUCGAUAUGAUAGUGAGAGUAACCGCCUCCGCCAUGUCAAAAGCCAGCUCUGUAUCCGGUUUUCUGCUCUCGGUCAAGAUCAACAGGUCUUCCUCGGUGAGUUCUCUUUGCACUGCUACCUGGUUUUGGGGAUUUAG
Messenger RNA from Dibothriocephalus latus, 327 nucleotides. Lineage: Eukaryota; Metazoa; Platyhelminthes; Cestoda; Diphyllobothriidea; Diphyllobothriidae. The record is from the annotation of a GenBank genome assembly.